AUGACGAUUUUCAAAUUUAUUUACGCCAGCUUGCUAGCUGUGGCCCCUUUGGCUUAUGGAUUUGAGGACCGCGACUGUACCGGCAUCAACGCCAUUCAUCCUCAGUGCCGAAACGCCGAUGCCGUUCCGUACCUCAGGGACUUUUUCUAUGUUGGCGGUCGCGCUCUGGAUACUGCCUCCGGCGAACUCACCGCCGACAAACUCUAUGUCGAAAAGCUUAGCCCAGUCCUUCCCCUGCGAGAAACACCCAUCGUUUUCUUCCACGGGGGAGGAUGCAGUGGUACGUCUUGGCUCAAUACGCCUGACAACCGCAAAGGAUUUGCUAGCUACUUCAUUGAGGAGGGCUACGUUGUGUACAUCGUGGAUGCUGUUGGCAAUGGCCGGAGCACCAACAUGGACUUGGAGGGAUUCCCAUUGACGGCGGGAUCAUCUUCGACUUUGGUCGAAAUGGGAUUCUCCGCUCCUGAGUUCUACAACGGCUAUCCCCAGUCUCAACUGCAUACACAAUUUCCCGGCACCGGAAGAGCCGGCGAUCCAACUUUCGAAAACUUCAAGAACUCCAUGGUUCCAUACACUACUAACAACAUCACCUUCGAGAACGCCAUGCGAUCUAGCGGAUGCAAGCUUCUCAGCCUGAUCGGCAAGUCGUACGUAAUUGGCCACUCCGCUGGUGGUUCUGCAGGUAUUCUGCUCUCCAACGAUUGUCCGGAACUCGUGGCUGCCAACAUCAAUCUUGAAUCAUCAACUAUUCCAUUCUUUUGGUACACAUACGGAACUGCCGGGUUCUUCAACAAUGCCUGGGGUUUGGCCAAUACCCCUCUGAACUACACUCCGCCUAUUUCCGAUCCUUCUGAGCUCAAAAGGGUUGAGGUUGGAAACUCUACCACGGCCAAGCGCAGCUGCUUCCGUCAAGUCGAGCCGGCACGCAAAUUACCCAAUAUCGCAAGUGUUCCAUACCUCAUGAUCACGGCUGAGGCAAGCGUUCACGUCACUUAUGAUCAUUGCAUUGUGGAAUACAUGAGGCAGAUCGGCGCGAAACCUGAAUGGAUCAAACUUGCAGAGAGAGAUAUCCUUGGAAACGGGCACUUUAUGCAUAUCGAGAAGAAUAACGGUGAAGUCGCCAAGCUGGUGCUGGAUUGGAUCGGGGGUAAAGACGAUUUGAUCUGA
Colletotrichum chrysophilum is the source of this 1167-nucleotide messenger RNA. RefSeq lists its product as uncharacterized. The transcript has a single exon. The record is from RefSeq and is a predicted model, not a curated record. Bases 1 to 1167 code for a protein of 388 amino acids. NCBI's taxonomy places the organism in Eukaryota, Fungi, Ascomycota, Sordariomycetes, Glomerellales, Glomerellaceae.